AUGGAACCCACGGGCAUGACGACCUCAGCGUCAAUGGAGGAUGAGCUGCCACAGACGACAACAACUCAACAAGAUCACGACCCCAACGGUGCACCACCAGGUCUUGCAGACAUUGCAGCAAUCUGCGCAGCUUCGGAGAAACUAAGAACAUUGUGUGAGCCAUAUCCAUCACUUGGGAUGUCUCCUAGCGCACCGCACACUGCAGCACCACCAGCCGCAUCGCCAGCUGUUGCAUCUCCAGCAGUCGCGCCGCCCACCGCCACAUCGCAUGCCGCGACGAGUGGGGGUUCCGGUAGUAACCUGCCAACCUGCCAAAACUGCAGCACUUCGACCACGCCGUUAUGGCGCCGCGACGAAUUUGGCUCUGUCUUGUGCAAUGCCUGCGGUCUAUUCCUCAAGCUCCACGGCCGCCCUAGGCCAAUCUCUCUAAAGACGGACGUUAUCAAGAGCCGCAAUCGCGUCAAGACGAUGCGCCCGGACUUGGCGAAUAAAAAAAAGCAACAACAACAGCUACAACAGCAACAGCAGCAGCAGCAACAGCAGCAAGCCCAGAACUUCGUCUCCACUGACCCCAACGGUGUUGACAUUACCGGGCAAACUGCUGCCGCCGCGGCGCAUGCUGCUCAGGCCGCCCGACGAACAUCACAAAAGUCAGCCAAUGGGCAUGAUGGAUCCGACUCUCCGAUCUCGCGCACCGGAACCCCCUCGAUGUAUUCGCAUAGCCUCUCUUCCUUCAUGGUCGAAGACCCGUACCAGACUGGCUACGUCGCUACAGGGGAAGGUCGAGCUACAUCCCCCCUAAAUGGCGACCGCAAGAUGGAGGCCCCACAGACCCAUGAACAGCUUAUCGCUCACAACUCGAGCUUGAAGACUCGAGUCAGCGAACUUGAGGUUAUCAUUGAGCUUUUCCGAGGUCGCCUGAGCCAGCUGGAGCAGCAAGAGGCCGUUGCGCGAAGUGGUCAACAAGUCGCAGGCGCAGAACAGACCCAGCUGCGUUCUCAACUUGAAGCCACUAGAGAAAGUGAAGCGCAAUUGCGCGCGCAACUCGAGGACAGCCACAGAAGAGAAAACAGCUUGAAGCGACGACUGGAUGACCUCGAACUUGAGCUUAAGGCAGCCCAAGAUGCCAGAGAGGCUCUGGAAGAGCGCCCAGCCAAGAAACCCCGCAUUGCCGAAGUACAGAUCAAGGAUGAGGUUGCCGCGGGCAUUGAGGCUGCUGCUGAGGCCCUGCUGGCCGCCGAGGCGGUUAAGCCAACCGAGCCCACCGCUACGGAACCCGCUCCUGCUCCUGCUGUUGAAGCUCCUGAAGCGCCUGUGGUAUCCCAAGCACCCGAAGUAGCUCAGCCUUCAGAAACAGCCGAGGUCCCCGCCGCGACUGAGACAGCAGAUAGUCCUGUCGCGCCUGAAGCCACCGAAGCCACCGCAACUGCUGAAGCCACUGAAACUUCGGAGAGCAAAGAAGUGACCAAGGCGCCAGAAGACAUCGAGAUUCCUGACGCGCCCGCCGCAUCAGAGGUAUCCGCGCCAGAGGAAUCUGCCCCUGAGAUUACCGAAGGAGUGGAAGCAACUGAGCCUGCAAUCGCAGCAACAGCAUGA
This is a messenger RNA of Fusarium falciforme, 1596 nucleotides long. RefSeq names its product GATA-type domain-containing protein. The record is from RefSeq and is a predicted model, not a curated record. The transcript is spliced from 4 exons. NCBI's taxonomy places the organism in Eukaryota, Fungi, Ascomycota, Sordariomycetes, Hypocreales, Nectriaceae. Gene Ontology annotation, molecular function: DNA-binding transcription factor activity, RNA polymerase II-specific; RNA polymerase II cis-regulatory region sequence-specific DNA binding; zinc ion binding. Gene Ontology annotation, biological process: negative regulation of transcription by RNA polymerase II; positive regulation of transcription by RNA polymerase II. The coding region runs from base 1 to 1596 and encodes 531 amino acids.